Molecule: messenger RNA, 1604 nt
Organism: Cokeromyces recurvatus
Lineage: Eukaryota; Fungi; Mucoromycota; Mucoromycetes; Mucorales; Mucoraceae
Exons: 4
Coding region: 124-1389 (421 amino acids)
Source: RefSeq, a predicted model, not a curated record
UUUUUUUGUAACAUAUAAUACAUGCACUUUACCUAUAAAGAAAAAUAUAUACGCAGUUUUAAUUUUGUAUAAAAAUGCAGGAAUGCCUAUUUAUUUUCAUGUUUUUUAUGUUUAAUCAAUGCAAUGCCAAAACGAAUUAAACAUACUAAUAAAAAGGCCAAGUUAAUACACCCAUUUGAACCUCAAAAAGCUUUGUCCUCAAACUUUCAUAAGAAUGAGAAUAAAGAUGAUUUAGAAUUUGAAUUUGAGCUUGUAGAUUCUACUAAAAAGCCAUUAAGUAUCGAACAGGAAGAAAAACUUUUACAAGAAGAUCCUAUUUCAUCAUUUAGUCAGCAAUCAGAAAAUAAUAGUAUAAUUGAUCCAUGGGAAAAGCCUUUUAAACAGGAUAACGAAUCUCCUCAACAAGCAUCAUCGUUUGAACUAUCACAAAACUGUGUUGAUAGUCAACAAGAACCCUCUUGGUCACAAGUACGUUCAGAAUUUAAUGAUUCACAACUAUCUGCUUCUCUUUUAUUUGAUUUAGAUGGACACAUUGAUGAAGAAAAAGCCGAAAGUAUCAUUUCAGAGUUUACAAGUGAUAAUGAUACUAUUAUGAGCUUUACUGAAGAGAAUGUAAAACCAAAAGAGACGGUUAUAACAUCAGAUAUAGAUGAAGAAGCAGUAGACGAGCUAGAAGAAGAAUAUGAGUUUGUCAUUCCUACUUCAAAGGACAUAUCAUCUUAUUCCCACUUGGCUUCUUCUUCUUCUCUUGAAUUUGAAUUUGAAUCUCCUCGUAACGAGCCCUCUUCUUCUCAAGUUAUCUCUUCCCUUGAAUUUGAGUUAGAGCCUCAUAUUGAAGGAACCAUUCGAAAUUCUACACGAUUCAAGAAAGGCGGUUUAGCUGAUACUGCCAUGACGCAUAUUAUAAAAGAAAAGAAAUCAUUUUGUGAAUGGGAAGAAAAAGUAAAUAGUCAAAUGGCAGAAUAUGGAUCUAUUGUAAAGGUAUGUCAAUUACACCCAGAAUCAUGUUUAUAUCGUAUGAUAGAAAGAUGGACUGAGGGAGGGCUUAUAUUUGCAUGGUGUAUACCUUUAAAAGAAGAAGAAAUUCAAUAUCUUUUACCAGAAGAUGGGUCUAGUUUAAGUAAUACACAAAAUGAUUCUAUUAAAGAUUUUGCAUCCCAAACGACACUGUCAUUACCCACUUAUUUAUCACAGUCUGAAAAUGAAAAGGAGUUAUUUGCCUUUUCUUUUGCAUAUGUAACUGGAUAUGUAUCAGUGAAGAAGUUUAUAGAAAAGGAACAAGUAGUAGGUAUUUGGCCAAGAUGGACAAAGAUUGAUAUCGAAACAGAAAAGUAUGGAUUAUGUCAGGCUAAUCUUGCUAUACGAUUUAAAGCAAAUUCUAUUUACUAAACAAAAACAAAAAAAGUACAAGUACAUUUUAUUUUAUUGUUUUUACAUGUACAAAGUGGAAGAAAGAGAGAGAGUAAGUGAGAGAGAGUAAGUGAGUGAGAGAGUGAGUGAGUAAGUGAGUAAGUGAGAGAGUGAGUGAGAGAGUGAGUGAGAUGAAGAUUAUGAUGUAUAUAUGUGUUGCUGCUAUAAUGAGAAAAAAAAAGGAUAUAUUACAU